Messenger RNA from Meloidogyne enterolobii, 1021 nucleotides. The record is from the annotation of a GenBank genome assembly. Lineage: Eukaryota; Metazoa; Nematoda; Chromadorea; Rhabditida; Meloidogynidae.
UAUAGAGCAUUUGAUAUACGUUUUCUUCUGUUAUAACCCCACAUUUCCAGGACGUCUCCUCACCUAAUUUUAUUUGCAGGUAACCGCUUGAAAGAUCCAAGGAACUAUAAUAUUUACAACUUCCUACCCUUUCCAUAAUAGAAUCUAGUCUUGGUAAAGGAUAUCUGUCGGGGAUUGUUAUGUCAUUUAACUUGCGAAAAUCGAGGCAAGGACGAAUCCCGCCGUCCUUCUUUUGUACAAUUACGAAAGGAGUAACCCACGGAGUUUCGGAUUCUAUCAUAAUUCCACAUGACAAUAAUUUAUCAAUAUGCUUUUUAAGUUCCUCCUUAUAUUUAUAUGGCAUCUUCCGAGGAGGAGAAGUGAUUGGUUCCUCAGUAGUGGUAACUAUAUUAUGGUCGCCUCCCGUAAAUGAUCCAAGAUCAUAUUGAGAUUUACUGAAAAUGUCCUCAAACUCAUUUAAUAGAUCUUUUAAUUGGUCAAGUUCAUUUCCCUCUACUCCAGAUUUGGAUAAGUCGAUUUUGUAAUUGGGGUCUAUUUCAGUUUCUAUGUCUAUUUUUGUUUUCUUUUCAGGUUCUUCACUAAACGAACCAUCUUCAUUCAAUUUUAUUUCAUUAACGUAGGCUAGAUGGGUUCCUUUAAAAAUUAUUUUGGGUUCAUUUGUAGGGUUUAUCAGUGCUAACGAGAUUCUGUCCGCGUACGGACCACAGAUUGACGGAACUAAUCCAAUAUGUGAGUUAGUCAGGUUUUUAUCCGGAUAGUCACUUGCCAGAUAACCUUUGAUUGGAAAAUUAUAAUCCAAUUCUGCCUCAAUAAUAGAUUGACUGUUAGGGUAUAUGGUUAAAUUUUGUAAAGCUCUUGCGCGAAUUCCACUAGCUAGUUUAUUUUCACUUAAAACUUCUAUCCAUUUGCCGUUUAGCAUUAAUCUUUUAUUGUCAUAGUCAAAUGCUAUUAAAUGGAAUUUACACAGUGUGUCCCCACCUAACAGUAUUUUAUAUUCCUUAUUGUUAAACCUCUCGUCAUC